Molecule: messenger RNA, 1227 nt
Organism: Pelecanus crispus (Dalmatian pelican)
Lineage: Eukaryota; Metazoa; Chordata; Aves; Pelecaniformes; Pelecanidae
Source: RefSeq, a predicted model, not a curated record
AUGCAGGCUCUGGCUGUGGAGGGGCCUCAGUGGGACGCGGGGAGGCAGCUGUCGGGCAAGAUCCUCUCACUGGACAGGCAAGGGGCUAAGAAAGUGCUGGAGAUCUACGUCAGGCGCUCGCUGAGCUGCUGCGAAAACUCGUUGGUGGCCCAAAAAAGGCGUCAGGAGAGAGCCAGAGAGCGAGGGAGGAAGGCAGGCAGGCUGCAACGGUCGAAAAGCGACUUCUGCAAUUAUUCAUGUGCCAGACUCAGCCCGAAGAAGGACCAGGAGGAGGGACCCAAAACACCAGACCUGGAUGAGGCUUUGGAUGAUGACAGCAAAGCUCCCGGGGAGGUCCCUAAAGAGGAGCCAAAGCCCAAGAAGAAAAGCACAAAAAAUUCUUCCCAGGGCAAAACCCAACGCAGCUGGUUCAAAAGUUUCUUAAAUUUCCUCCUGAAGAAGAGCCCUGAGGACCCGAAGGAAAACACAGGGCAAAAAGCAAAGGAGAAAGAUGCCAAAGCUCCUCACAGCUCCAAACCAGAAGGGGCUAAAAGACCUGGAGGAGAAUCAAGCACGUCCCCACCGCUGGGCAGAGCCCCGAAGAGGAGACCCACCCUCAAGAAGGUUUUCUCCUUCAAGAAGCACACAGAGGAGGAGCAGGGAGAGGAGGCAGCCGGGGCGAGGGCCAAGCGACCCAGCUGCCUUCCCCUGCGGCACGUCCACGCGCCGGUCACGCCAGCAGACGUGGAGCAGCCCGACGGUUACUAUGCACGAGUCUCAGAAGAGAUCGGGCUGAUCGUGCAGGGCAGCGAGAGCCAGGGGAGCAGAGCACGUGGAUGUGGGGAGCCACCACAGCCAGCCUGCGCUGAUGGUGUUGAUGAAGCCAUCAGGAGAAUUGUUGCCCUGAUCCAGAGUGCGGGAAAUGAGCUGGACAGGCAGGUGAAGAAAGAUGCACAGCUACAGAUGUUCUUCAGAGACAUGUCCUACAGCUCCUUCAAGAACUUGGCCGAUGCCUACGUCCACAAGGAAAUGACAGCCAACAGACCCGACGUCAACCCCCAAGAGAUCCAGUUUGCUUUCGCAGUGCACCUCACCGCCAAGGUGGCGGGCAUCUGCAACCAGGCAGUGAACAGGAUCAUGGGCUUCGGCACCCGCUACCUGCAAGAUUCCUUUGCACCCUUGUCCUACAGCAAAAUUCUCCAGGACAGAGAAAAGUUCAACACAGACAACUGCGAGAGCCCGGACUGA